UGCUGCUUGUCUAAUUUUAUCCUGCCAGUUCAAAAGGCACAGGGACGGAAAGCAACGUCUGCGGUGGCACCUUGGAGCACAAAACUUCUGAUUCAAGGUCCCGUAGACAUGAGUCACCGUUCUCGAACUUCUAGGGUGCAACAGCAUGUCCACUGUGACUCCUGCUACACCCGGCGCUGCAGGGCUCGGGUGGAGGCCUCUGUGUGCUGUGCAGUCAUCCCCUGCCGCCUGCUCUGUGGAGCUCUCUUCCACCACUGCAAAGAAGAGGAUCACCUGCUGCUCUGCCCUAACGUGAGGGUGCCCUGCCUCAACUCUGAGUACGGCUGCCCGCUCCACAUGCCCCGCUCCUCACAGGCAGCUCACCUUCAGGUGUGUCCUGCCAGCGUGGUGUGUUGCUCCAUGGAUUGGCUCCGCUGGCCUGUUAAUGAGACAGACCCACACAGCGCCAUAGUCCUGCAAGAGAACGUGUUGAAGAAAAAUGAGGGGCAGAAGGAACCUCUGGAUCUCGCCAUGGCCCUGGUAGAUCAGUCAGAACUUUACGACCGCCUGACAGUUAAGCCAAUCUUUCCAGAACUGAUGGAGGAAGAGGAAGAGGAGGUAAUAAAAGAAGAAAAGAAAGAGGCGACGGCAGUGGGCGGAUUUGUUAAUGGUGCCACAAACAAGGAUGACAAUGAAGGUCUCCACACUCCUGUUCCUGCAGAAAACAGCUCGUGUGAGAAGAAUGUUGUUGAAGAGCCUGUACAGAUCAAUGUGGGACAAAACACGGGCAUUAACAUCGAGAAAUACAACCUGUUUGAGAUGAUGUUCAGCAUGGAGAGAGGCGGCUGUGCUGUCGCUCAGGAAAACCUAAACAAACCCACAGAAACCCCAAAGCCAGACGAGAAGAUGACAGACAAAGACACAGAGAAAAAAGAGACCGUGGCUGUAGACACAAGUAAGACAGGUCAUGCCCCGUGGCAGGAGGGGGUGCUGGAGCGUCUGGGGCAGGAUCUCACCCCACAGGAGUACAACAUGUAUAUGGUGCAUCAUGGGCGCAUGUUGCUCACCUUCGGACAAAUCAAGGCCUGUACACCACGCGAGGAAGAUUUUGUCUAUGGUAGCCUGGAGCCUAUCCCAGUCCAGACCCUGCGCUCUUUCAAGGUCCCUGACAGUUAUCACUACAGCUCGCGGCGGAUUCAUCAGUACGACUCGACUAAGCCUCCUAGCGAGCCUCGUGGUGUGGACACAUCUGACCUCGAAGUCAACGAAGAGGACUGGUAUAGCGAUGAAAUACAGGCUACCCUGCUGGGCUACGCUGAGAGGGAGGUCAGGGGUCACAAGAUCAGCGAGCCAAAGGCAGACGAUGGGAUGUUUUGCAACGUGGGAACGCAGACGCACUGGUUCCGCUCAGCACCGUUUAAAGCAAAGACGACCCUGACAGAGCUGAAUGUGGACAAGCCGCUGAAGCUUCGUCUGCAGCUGGAGUCUGAGAGACUGAGCGGCAGACACAACAGAGGCAACUGCAUCUUCACCUUCAUCUGCGGUCACUCCUUCCUCCGCAGACAGUUUGCCACACAUUUCAGGAACGUCCACAGUGACAUCCAGACGAGUCUGAGUGGAUGGUUCGAGCAGAGAUGCCCUCUAUCAUACCUGGGAUGCACUUACAGCCAGACGAGAUUUCAGCCCUCCACACAUAAAGCCACCGUCUCCUACAAUAAGCAGCUGAGGACUUUUAACUUGCGUCCGACUCUUGAAGCCCCUGUGGGUGACUCCUCCCGGCCAUGCAGGAGCUCAGUGGGCUCCUCCGCCUCGCAGAGGAAGAGAGGAGGUCGGGCAGGAGGAGGGGAGGACCCUCUGAGCUCGCUGCCCUAUGAGGUGCUGUGCCACAUGGCCAGCUUCCUGGAUUGUCUGUCCCUGUCCCAGCUGGCUCUAGUGUCCCAGCUGAUGAGACAAGUGUGCUCCACUCAGCUGCAGGAGAGAGGGAUGGUCACCCUCCGCUGGGAGAAGAAGACCUACUCACGUGGACGAGCCAAGUGGAAGGCCAAACCUGUCUGGGAGUUCAGUAACCUCUUUUCCUUAGUGGAUUCAUGGCAUAUGGCUGACGUCCCUCCUAUAUCUGCUCAUCUAAAAGUCUGUCCAUACUACGAGACCUCCCUACACAGUGAGCGUGUUCCCCUCCUCAGCAUGACUGAGAAAAAGGAGGGCAGCCAGGAGAGGAUUAGCCUCGUCAACCAUUUCACAAAAAAACAGAUGGCAACAAAGAAAAACACAUUUUAAUUCUACCUGCUGUGUUAUUUGUGCAUUAUUAUGCACAGUAUGUCAUGAAGCACAACACAGAGCAAAUAAAAUCAAUUUUAACUUAA
This is a messenger RNA of Plectropomus leopardus (leopard coralgrouper), 2342 nucleotides long. The record is from RefSeq and is a predicted model, not a curated record. Lineage: Eukaryota; Metazoa; Chordata; Actinopteri; Perciformes; Serranidae.